CAGAUAGACUAACAAGACUUUGCUCACAAAGAAAGUUCCUCUCAACUUGCUUCUCGUUUAAAAAACCUUGUACACUUCAAUCUGACGGUCCAUAUUUCAUCUUCAUCGCCAUUACAUAUUUUCGUUGAAUGUUCAUACUUUCUUCUUACUAUUUUUCCGAUCUUCUCAAUUUUUUAUCAGUUGACCCUCCUCAGAUCUAGGCCUAAUUUCUUCAAUCCUUCUCCAAAUUCUCUGGUUCUCCAAAAACCCAUCAUCCGAAAGCCACGAUUUUGAGGAUUUUUGCUCUUGGAUCUCUGCAAUCUGUAAGUUUGAAUGCUUCAAAGUUUCAAUCUUUUUAUUUGAAUCAUUCAAUCGUAUUAUAUAGUUUUCAUUAUUAUUGUUAGAUUAUUGUUGAUACUAUAGAGAAUGGCUAGUGGGUACACUGCUGUUCCUGGAGAAAAAUUUGUGGAAUUACAAUUGCAGAACAAUGAUUCAUCGUCCCUUAUACCAGUUACUAGUAAUGGGUAUAUAAAACCAUCAAAUGGGGUUGAUCCAUAUGAUGGUAAUAUCGACAUUGAUGAUUCUGAAUUUGAUAAUUAUCCGAAUUAUCCCCUAAUUGUCGGUGGGAUUGGUAAAGGAUCAGGGGUUCCUGGUGCAGUUUUUAAUCUUACUACUUCGAUUAUUGGUGCUGGGAUUAUGGCUUUGCCGGCUGCAAUGGGGGUUCUAGGGUUAGGUUUAGGGAUGGUUUUGAUAGUUGUUAUUGGUGUUUUGUCAGAGAUUAGUGUCGAAUUGCUGGUUAGAUUCGCGGUGCAUUGUAAAGCAAUGUCAUAUGGGGAGGUUGUUCAGUUUGCCCUAGGCCGUCCUGCGAGGAUUUUGUCGGAAAUUUGUAUUAUUGUGAACAAUGCAGGGGUUUUGGUUGUUUAUUUGAUUAUUAUUGGGGAUGUGAUGUCGGGUUCGUAUCAUCAUGUUGGUGUUUUUGAUCAGAUGAUGGGUAAUGGGGUUUGGGAUCAGAGAAAGCUCGUGAUUUUGGUGGUUUUGAUAAUCUUUUUAGCACCAUUGUGUGCAUUAGAGAAGAUUGAUUCCUUGAGCUUAACUUCAGCUGCUUCAGUUGCUCUUGCAGUAGUGUUUGUUGUUGUCACUUGUUCGAUUGCACUUGUUAAGGUUGUUGAAGGGAAGAUUGAUCCUCCUCGAAUGACACCGGAUUUUAGUUCUAAAAAGGCGAUUUUGAAUCUGCUUGUGGUGAUCCCGGUGAUGACAAAUGCAUAUGUUUGUCACUUCAAUGUCCAGCCUAUUUACAACGAGCUGGACGGGCGUUCUCCUCAAAAGAUGAAUCGUGUAGUACGGAUCACAACACUUGUCACCGUAGUGGUUUACGGUUUUACUGCCUUUUCCGGAUAUUUGCUUUUCGGGAAGAACACUGAAUCUGAUAUUCUCACGAAUUUUGAUACAGAUCUUGGAGUUCCUUACAGUGCUGCCUUGAAUUAUAUUAUUAGGAUAGGAUACAUUCUUCACCUUGUUCUUGUUUUUCCAGUUAUUCAUUUCUCACUACGGGAAGCAGUUAACGCCUUGUUUUUUAGCGAUUCAGCCCUUUCCGAGAGUAAGAAAAGGCUUUACAUACUAACUUCGGUGUUGUUGGCCUUGCUUUAUCUUGGUUCAACAAUGAUUCCCAGCAUUUGGACUGCUUUCAAGUUCACCGGAGCAACAACAGCAGUAUCAUUAGGUUUCAUAUUUCCAUGUCUUAUUGCAUUACGGCUAGAUGGGCAAGGGCAAACUUUAACCCGUGGAGAGAAGUUUUUCUCAUGGACCAUGUUGAUAGUGGCUGCAAUAGUUGGCAUCAUUGGAGUGAUUGGUAACGUUUACGGGCUCCAAGACCAUUCUUAAGUAUCACACCAAAAGAUUAGGCUUCUUUUUUAGUUGAUAUUCUUUGAGAUGACGAGGAGACUUAUACAGGUUAAAAUCAGAUCUACUUCGGCUGUGGAAAUUUGAGGAAACCCCUUCUGGAAUUGGGGAGUGUACUAUUACAUCAUUGAGUUUGUCCAUAUGUAAAUUUUUCCACAAUGGGUCAUAACAAUUGUUUACCCCGUUAUUGCAUUAUGGAGGUAGAUCCAAGGAUUGUUUUUUUGCUCGGUAUUUGAGGUUGUGACUGAUUGUAUGAAAUCGGUUUGAUGGUUUGACAUGGAAGGGAAGACUCUUUAAGAGAACUGCUACAUCUUCGAGGAUUUAGAGGCUCCAUCAAUGUAAGCACCCGUUCUUAGCAUUAGUUUACAUGUUAUCCCUCAAACUUCAUUUUGUGUAAUGUGUCUAGCCUCAAGUAUUCGUUCAUUUAUUCUUGAACAGGCCAUUGAUGUGCCUAAACACAUUAUCUGUAUCUCUGGCCUGAUUUUUGUGUAGGAAACUGCGGAAUAAAUACACUUUUAUUAUGAUA
Messenger RNA from Spinacia oleracea (spinach), 2404 nucleotides. Its product is annotated as amino acid transporter AVT6E. Bases 406 to 1860 code for a protein of 484 amino acids. The transcript has a single exon. Lineage: Eukaryota; Viridiplantae; Streptophyta; Magnoliopsida; Caryophyllales; Amaranthaceae. Gene Ontology annotation, biological process: amino acid transmembrane transport. Gene Ontology annotation, cellular component: membrane. Gene Ontology annotation, molecular function: L-amino acid transmembrane transporter activity. The record is from RefSeq and is a predicted model, not a curated record.